UGUUGCCCUGCCACAGCGCGUCGCUUCCGGCCGGGGCUGCCGGGAUGGGCGGAGCGCGGAGCGAUGGCGGCUGAGCUGAAGGCGGAACACACGGAACAGACGGAGCACAACCCGUUCUCCUUCCGAGAGUUCGUGAGGAGCAAAGCACGGAACUGCGACCGAGCUGCGACCGACAGAGCCGAGCAGCCCGGCCUCUUCAAUCCCCCCCCUCAUGCUGUGCCGCUCGGGCCCCUCCUCCUGCCGGGCCCGGUGCCCCGCUCUGAGGUAGAGGAGGAUGAGGAUGAGUUGGAGUGGAGCGGAUCGUACCGGCCCGCGGCUGCAGAGCGGGAACACAGCGAUGGAUUGAGGGACAGCGCUGAUACACGGCAACGGGGAUACGAGGAGCUGAAAGCAGAGAACGCCGCGUUGAGGAGGAGGGUCCGUGAGCUGCAGGAGAUCUGUGGAGAUCAAGCAGAUGUGAUGAAAAAGCUUGAAAGAAAGCUCAAGGAAAACAAACUCAAAGAAGAGAAGGAAGCUCAGGACUUGGAAGCGAUGGUGCAGCACGUGGAGCAGAACCUCCAGCUGAUGACUAAACGGGCUGUUAAGGCAGAAAACAACGCUACGAAACUAAAGCAGGAGAACGCAUUGCUUCAGGUCCAGCUGAAGAAUUACCAGCUGGAGAACGAAGCCCUGAGGUCGGGGCAGUCAGCAAACCUGGCUGUGGUGAGGCAGAACGCAGACACAGCCCUACAGAACCUCCUGGCUGUCAUCACCAGCUCUCGAUCUUCAAUCAAGCAGCUGCUUUCUGGAGCAGAAUCACUACAGCUCGUCGCCGACCUCCUUAAAUCCAUAGACAGAGUUUCGGAGGUGUCGGAUGAUGGGCAAUGAAACCCAACAUGGACCUACAGGCUGAGCUCAGCGCUGAGCUCCUCAUUGAGCACUACAGAGCAGCUCUUCCAUCCAUGGCUGAGGUUGGAAGCAGCACGGGGUGGGACCCAUCCCAUAUAGGGCAGCGCCCUGCCGUGUUAUGGACGGUGCCAUAGUGGGGCUGCUAUGAACACCCGGCCUCCCCCCGUCGAACUGGGCCGGGCCGGAAGCGCCUCCCCCUUUAUAAGGGAUCCAUUAAAGGCGGAAGUGACGUUGGGUCGCGGUAGUACUGAA
Messenger RNA from Coturnix japonica (Japanese quail), 1140 nucleotides. It is a transcript of the gene ENTR1, whose product is annotated as endosome associated trafficking regulator 1. Gene Ontology annotation, cellular component: early endosome; midbody; ciliary basal body. The record is from RefSeq and is a predicted model, not a curated record. Gene Ontology annotation, biological process: positive regulation of cilium assembly; positive regulation of protein localization to cilium; regulation of cytokinesis. NCBI's taxonomy places the organism in Eukaryota, Metazoa, Chordata, Aves, Galliformes, Phasianidae.